AUGAAUGAUGAAAAAUUAAUAAUACUCGUGUCAAAAUAUGAGUGUUUAUUUGACAUAACCAAGCCAUCAUAUAGCGAUCGGAUAAUGAAAGACAAUGCAUGGGAGGAAAUUAGCAAAUGUCUCGGAAUAAGUGUGACGCAGUGCCAGGAUCGUUGGAAGAAACUGCGAGAUAACUUCAGAAAAGCGUAUUAUAACCGAAAAGGCAAGAGUGGCGAUGGUGCAACUACGUCCAAAUUGAUAAAAUUUGAAAAAGAACUUUCUUUUAUAAUACCAUUUUUUCGCAAUCGAAACCAAAUAUCUAAUGUAACAUUAUCAUCGGAUGAUUCAGAGCCUGGCACACCAAUACCACCACCAUCGACAUCAUCUAAACGUUCUGACCAUUCUGAAGUUGAAUCGCUUGCAAGUACUUCUGGCUCGAAAAAGAGACCACGCUUAAGCAAAGAUGUUGCUACGGUUUUCGAAGAGUAUCUUGAAGAAAAAAGAAAUACUACACCCCGUGACAAGGCAUUACGUAAUUUUUUUUUGUCUAUGUCAGAUACAGUGGAAACAUUCCCAAAAGAAGUCCAAGCACGAAUUAAAAGGCGCGUGUUUAACAUUGUUAAUGAAGCUGAAUUAAGUCUGUAUGAAAAUAGUACAGAUUUGAAUUAUUCUUUGUCUAUAAAUUCACCGCCAUCGACUAAUCAAUCUACUUACCUAGUGUCAAACGAAACCUAUAUUCCUCAAAACUAUCCAGAUCAGACUACUUACGGGUACAAUACCAGCACACAAAAUACAAAAUAA
Parnassius apollo (apollo) is the source of this 780-nucleotide messenger RNA. The record is from the annotation of a GenBank genome assembly. Lineage: Eukaryota; Metazoa; Arthropoda; Insecta; Lepidoptera; Papilionidae.